This is a messenger RNA of Arachis stenosperma, 1914 nucleotides long. Its product is annotated as 6-phosphogluconate dehydrogenase, decarboxylating 3, chloroplastic. The record is from RefSeq and is a predicted model, not a curated record. The transcript has a single exon. Gene Ontology annotation, biological process: pentose-phosphate shunt, oxidative branch; pentose-phosphate shunt. Lineage: Eukaryota; Viridiplantae; Streptophyta; Magnoliopsida; Fabales; Fabaceae. Gene Ontology annotation, cellular component: cytosol. The coding region runs from base 236 to 1729 and encodes 497 amino acids. Gene Ontology annotation, molecular function: phosphogluconate dehydrogenase (decarboxylating) activity; phosphogluconate 2-dehydrogenase activity; NADP binding.
UGAGGUUACCUAACCCUUCACACCCUCGAAAAGUCCGCCAACCCCCGCCCUAUCACUAACCCCAUCCCCCAAACAAAACAAAACUGAAACCCAACCCCCAAAGUCACUGCUACUUGAUUAGUAGUUAAUUACAAUUAGUAUUGGUAUUAACAAUUAAGAAUCCCAUUUAUACAGAACCUAAACCAUCCUACUACCACAUUCCCCAUUCGCCAACCCCUCUCCUUCUCUGUAACUGAUGGAAGCAUCGGCAGCAUUGUCGCGCAUCGGGCUUGCGGGCCUGGCGGUGAUGGGCCAAAACCUGGCUCUGAACAUAGCGGAGAAAGGCUUCCCAAUCUCCGUGUACAACCGCACAACCUCCAAGGUCGACGAGACCGUAGAUCGGGCCCGCCAAGAGGGCUCUCUCCCUCUCACCGGUCAAUACAACCCCCGCGACUUCGUCCUCUCACUCCAACGGCCCAGAUCCGUCAUCAUCCUCGUCAAGGCCGGCGCCCCCGUUGACCAGACCAUCGCCGCUCUCUCCGACCACAUGGAGCCUGGCGAUACCAUCAUCGACGGCGGCAACGAGUGGUACGAGAACACCGAGCGCCGCAUCCACCAGGCCUCCGAGAAGGGACUCCUCUACCUUGGCAUGGGAGUCUCGGGCGGCGAGGAGGGCGCCCGUAACGGUCCUUCCCUCAUGCCCGGCGGCUCUCUCCAGGCCUACAACAACAUCCAGGAUAUUCUCUCCAAGGUGGCCGCUCAGGUCGAGGACGGCCCCUGCGUCACCUACAUCGGCGAGGGAGGUUCUGGAAACUUCGUGAAGAUGGUCCACAACGGAAUUGAAUACGGAGACAUGCAGUUAAUCUCUGAAGCCUACGAUGUUCUCAAGCAUGUUGGUGGUUUGAACAAUUCUGAGCUCGCUGAUAUUUUCGCGGAGUGGAACCGUGGGGAGCUUGAGAGUUUCCUCAUUGAGAUCACCGCUGAUAUCUUCAAGGUGAAGGAUGAGGAAGGUGGUGAUGGUUUCUUGGUGGAUAAGAUUCUUGAUAAGACCGGCAUGAAGGGCACUGGCAAGUGGACGGUUCAGCAGGCUGCCGAGCUUUCUAUUGCGGCGCCAACCAUUGCUGCGUCCUUGGAUUCCAGGUACUUGAGCGGGUUGAAGGAGGAGAGGGAGAAUGCUGCCAGUGUUUUGAAGGAGGCUGGGAUGAGUGAUGAUAUCGCAUCUGCCGCGAGGGUUGGCGUCGACAAAAAGCGAUUGAUUGAUGAUGUGAGGCAGGCAUUGUAUGCUUCCAAGAUUUGCAGCUAUGCUCAGGGGAUGAACUUGUUGAGGGCCAAGAGUAAUGAGAAAGGUUGGAACUUGAAUUUGGGAGAGUUGGCUAGGAUUUGGAAGGGUGGAUGUAUCAUAAGAGCUGUGUUCUUGGAUAGGAUCAAGAAGGCCUAUCAGAGGAAUCCCAACUUGGCGAGCUUGAUUGUGGACCCAGAGUUUGCGAGGGAGAUGGUGCAGAGGCAGGCUGCUUGGAGGAGGGUCGUGGGGUUGGCCAUUUCGGCCGGAAUCAGCACUCCUGGGAUGUGUGCUAGCCUUGCUUACUUUGACACGUACCGGAGGGCACGGCUGCCAGCUAACCUUGUUCAGGCUCAGAGAGACUUGUUCGGAGCUCAUACUUAUGAGAGGGUUGAUCGCCCCGGAGCUUUCCAUACUGAGUGGACAAAACUCGCUCGCAAGAGUGGAUCUGGGGUUGGUGCUCUCAAUUGAUACUGUGUUUUGGUUGGGUUGGUUAGUUGUAUUUGUGCUUUAUUGUUCAUGCAGAAUUUGAGUUGAAAAAUUGACACUGUAUGUGCUUCUUUUGAGGAUCCUUGUUUAGGCAGAGGAAAAACCACUAUUGUUUACUUCUUAUAUCUGUUUUUGCUCUUAAUUUAAUAAAAGCAAGGUUUUUUCCA